This is a messenger RNA of Psylliodes chrysocephalus, 537 nucleotides long. NCBI's taxonomy places the organism in Eukaryota, Metazoa, Arthropoda, Insecta, Coleoptera, Chrysomelidae. The record is from the annotation of a GenBank genome assembly.
AUGGCAAAGUGUGAAGAAGCUGGAAUUGCCUGCAGACAAGCAAACGAGGAUGCAGAUUCACUGAUUGUUUGGACGGCCGAAUUCUUGGCCCCAACUCAUCAAACUGUUGCAAUUGUGAGGGAAGAUGUAGAUCUGCUGGUGAUAAUGAUGGGUAUCAACACUUCUUCAAACGUCUAUCUGCUGAAGCCAGGGAAAGGGAAAGCGCCUCAGUUGCUGUACCAACCACAGUCUACAAUUCUCUCUAAAUAUCCAGACCUUGAAGAGACCGUUGGGAAAUUCUUGGAUUCGUCAGCCCAGCCAACGGCAAUUGCUGCUGCUAGAGAAAAAUUUUUAGUGGCCCUGUACGAGGCUAACUAUCUAACAACUGCCUUUAAUGCUCUGCGAUACAAGCAGUAUGUGACAUCUGCCUUCAAGUUUUCCAGCAACAUUGCAUCUAUCCCUCCCACCGAUUCUGCAGCCUACCAGCAUAGCUUGCGUGUAUAUUUACAGGUUCAGCAGUGGCUCGGCAACAGUUUGGAUCCGAAGCUGUGGGGUUGA